AUGAGCGGAGACGCCUUGCCCUUUGUUUUUGCUUGCCGCUUUCGGAAAGGUGCGACGAGACACGGCUGCUUUGUUUCCCCGCCGGCCUGGCGCAAGACCAAGGACUUUCCCCAACCAGCCAGCCUGGACUCAUUCACGGUUGACGUUACACAUGGAAACGUCGGCCAAGCACCGCCUGACAUGACAGGGCGAAGAAAACCAGGCGCCGGAAGUGGUAGGUUGCGGCAGUGUCGCAUGCGGGCAAAUGGGAUUGCCCACCUGCAUCAGAUGCGCCCCCAUGCUUUGACCAUGUCCCCGCAAACAGUUGGCCUAACGAGGUCGGAUCGAGGUCACGGCCGCGAUCAAGAGGCUCGAAUGUUGCCAGCGGCUUCUGAUGCCAUGCCAUGGUGGCGUGUGCUGUGCGGAGCGCUUGCUGCGGUUUCACGCCGUCUCGAGGGCAAGAGGGCCCGGUUCAUCGUUGUGGCCUUCUGGAAGACUGGGGCUCCGCAUCGAAUGCGCCGCCCUUUGUGGGGAUCACGCGGCGGGGCUGGCAGAAUGACGUAUGCGGAGCCCUCUGCGCAGGUACGCGCAUGUCGAUCGUUCCUGCAUACAACGGCACGGUAUCGAGAGAUUGUGGAUGAUGAACGGUAUCGAGAGAUUGUGGGUGAUGAACGGUAUCGAGAGGUUGUGGAUGAUGUGGAUACCUACCCUCCAUACGCUGUCGACGAGGAUGCUGGCAUGGCAUGGAACGAGGGUAGCGCAAAAGACGCGCAAAAGACGCGCAUACGUCAUGGAAUCGAAGCACGCAAGCAGCCCCUGAGGCUGAGCUGA
Molecule: messenger RNA, 810 nt
Organism: Ascochyta rabiei
Lineage: Eukaryota; Fungi; Ascomycota; Dothideomycetes; Pleosporales; Didymellaceae
Exons: 1
Coding region: 1-810 (269 amino acids)
Source: RefSeq, a predicted model, not a curated record